AUGGAUCCAAAAGAAGGUUCACACUUUUCUGUAUGGUUGUUGUUUGUUAAGCAUUUGGUGUGGUUUUUAGAAAAGAACAGUUCAAUGGCUGACAAAAGCAAGAUCUUGAUCAUUGGAGGGACUGGUUAUUUCGGGAAGUUCGUGGUGGAAGCAAGUGCCAAGUCCGGCCACCCAACCUUCGUAUUGGUUAGGGAGACCACUCUCUCUGAUCCAGCUAAAGGAAAGCUUAUUGAAAAUUUCAAGAACUUGGGGGUCACCUUACUUCAUGGGGAUCUUUACGAUCAUCAGAGUUUGGUGAACGCCAUUAAGCAGGUUGAUGCGGUGAUAUCAACUGUUGGUGCUCUGCAACUAGCAGAUCAGACUAAGAUUAUUUCCGCCAUUAAAGAAGCUGGUAAUGUUAAGAGGUUCUUGCCUUCAGAGUUUGGGAAUGAUGUGGACCAUGUUCAUGCUGUUGAGCCAGCAAAAUCUGUAUUUGAGACAAAGGCUCAAAUUCGCCGAGCCACUGAAGCUGCAGGAAUUCCCUACACUUAUGUGCCUGCCAACUUCUUUGCCUCCUUCAUCCUCCCCAUAUUGCUAAAAUCAGGAGGCGACAAAGUCACUAUCCUAGGAGAUGGCAAUGUCAAAGCGAUUUUCAACAAGGAAGAUGACAUUGCAACCUACACUGUAAAAGCUGUAGAUGAUCCAAGAACCUUGAACAAGACCCUCCUCAUUAUGCCUCCUAACAAUAUUUACACUUUCAAUGAGCUUGUUGCUCUGUGGGAGAAGAAGGUGGGCAAGACCCUGGAGAAAAUUUAUGUCCCAGAAGAACAGCUGCUCAAGGACAUCCAAGAUGCUCCAAUUCCAUUUAAUGUUGGUCUUGCAAUCAAUCACUCUAUCUUCAUUAAGGGUGAUCAGACCAACUUUGAGAUUGAUCCCUCAUGGGGGGUUGAGGCUUCUGAGCUAUAUCCAGAUGUCAAAUACAGCACCGUGGAUGAAAUGCUUGAUCAGUUAGUUUGAGGACUUUACAGCGAAAUAACCAUUCAAAUGGUUGCAACUUGCAAGUGGAUGUUUCUGCAAAAUAGUGUUUAUGCUUUUUCUCCUUCCGUGCUGAAUUGUUCUGAUUUAUAUCUACAGCAGCAGUGAUCAGUAUGGAUUUAGAGGAAAGUUCGGAGUUUUAUUAAUUGUCAUCUUCUUAUGAAUAAAACUGCAGAGUGUUCUGCUGAUGAUAAGUUCUUGCAA
Manihot esculenta (cassava) is the source of this 1218-nucleotide messenger RNA. RefSeq names its product phenylcoumaran benzylic ether reductase Betv6-like. Bases 1 to 996 code for a protein of 331 amino acids. The transcript has 5 exons. The record is from RefSeq and is a predicted model, not a curated record. Lineage: Eukaryota; Viridiplantae; Streptophyta; Magnoliopsida; Malpighiales; Euphorbiaceae. Gene Ontology annotation, molecular function: oxidoreductase activity.